AUGAGCAGUGAGGUCUGUCAAUACCGAAUGACCAGCYAGCCACGUGGUCAUUGCUUAAUCAUCAACAAUGUGAACUUUAAUYAAAUGAAGGAAAGACAGGGAUCAGACAAAGAUGAGGAGGUCCUGAAGGAUGUYUUCCAGUGGCUCGGAUUUGAGGUGACUGUACUCCUAGACCAGACAGCAGUGCAGGCCCGCGAGGGAUUGAAGAGUUUUGGUAACGAGACGCAUGGCGACGCCUUUGUCUGCUGCGUACUGAGUCAUGGUGGCAAAGGAGUUAUCUAUGGCACAGACGACGAACCCAUCUCCAUCAAUGACCUCUUUUCACCCUUCAAAGGCACCAACUGCUCCACCCUCAUUGGCAAGCCCAAGGCCUUCUUCAUCCAGGCAUGUAGGGGGAAAGAUACCCAAGCUAGAGUGCAGUUGGAGGCAGACACAAAUCCAGGUCACCAGAUCUACAUUCCAGCUGAUGCUGAUUUCCUGUUUGCCAUGGCCACUGUUGAAGACUACUUCUCGUUCAGAGACCCAACCAGUGGGUCCUGGUUCAUCCAGACUCUGUGCAAACAGCUCAAACAGGGCUGUCCCAGAGGUGAUGACAUCCUGACCAUCCUAACACAGGUCAAUAGAGACGUGAGCCAGAAGGAUGACCGAUACUGGGAUGAGGCGGCCGGGGUAUACAAGCAGGCCAAGCAGAUGCCCGAGCCCAAGUACACGCUGACAAAGAGGCUGGUGUUCACAGUGCCGACCCAAUGAGACGACGCCAGAGACAGAAGAGAAAGUGAGACAUCUCACGGGCCAUUUUUUUUAUGGUAGGCUAAGGCAAGCAGACAGUUCUUAUUGGGCAGUUUCCCAUUGAAAAAAAUCCUGUCUAUGUAAAUUGGCGUUCCCUCUCACGUGAGCAUGCCAGAGAUUACCUAAGAACUGUUAGCUCACGCGGGAAAGCAUGCGCACACGAGUGCUUGACCUUGACCAUUUUUUCCCCAAUGGUAAACAGCCUUUAUUAGACAUCUUCAUUAAACACCAUCUUUGACGAUGCGCUAUGACCCAACAGCCUCAAGACCCAGAGGUCACAUCCUGUUGUCGUGGUUACUGUGGUGUUUUAUGUUUGUUCUGAGCUGAUCUGCUGCUUGGUGUUGAAAUGAAAUGUUUUAUGCCUUGUAAUAUUUUUUCCUUUUAUAGUGGGGAGUUUAGGUAGUUUCGUGCUCGUGGGAAUGAUGCGUUCACGUGCUAGUCGGAAAUGGGAAAAUCUGAAAUUUCCAACUUGCAAACUGGUGGUGAGCUAGCUAACAUAACUAAUAAUAAAGUCAACUAGCUUGCUUAACAUUGACAUAUGGUCAAACUGGCUACAUUCUCCAUCUUGGUACGGUUGUAAUUGUCCAAAACAGAUUUGUCAUCUUCUGGUUCAAAAGGUAAAAAGUCAGUGGUGAUACAUCAAUUUGGCAACAAGAUUUUCUGAGUUUGCCACUUGGAGGGUUGGUUAAAUGAAAUWUCCCACUGGGAACUAGGAGCUUCCGAUAGCACGUGAACGCAAAUCCAGCAGAUAUACCAAAAGUCCAGUGGCAUUGCUGCAUCUCAAUCAAGUAAACUAGGCUAGAUUAAACCAAACUAUUAAUGUAUUUGAUAUGUGAAGAGUUCAGAAUCACCAUUCUUUGUAAACAAGUGGAUUCUCAUAGCAAGAACAAAGUAAUUGAUAAACACAUUGCUUAAGCUUGACUUUAUUGCAUGUUGUGAUUUAAUCUUCUUUCCUUAUUUGGGUUAUUUUUACAAUCAUGUUCUUACCUGCCUUUCACCUUAACAUAUUUUAUACCUGAAAAUAAAUAUCUUAAUCA
Molecule: messenger RNA, 1826 nt
Organism: Salvelinus sp. IW2-2015
Lineage: Eukaryota; Metazoa; Chordata; Actinopteri; Salmoniformes; Salmonidae
Source: RefSeq, a predicted model, not a curated record